Bombyx mori (domestic silkworm) is the source of this 3317-nucleotide messenger RNA. RefSeq names its product alpha-N-acetylgalactosaminidase. Gene Ontology annotation, molecular function: alpha-galactosidase activity. The record is from RefSeq and is a predicted model, not a curated record. The transcript has 10 exons. Gene Ontology annotation, biological process: glycoside catabolic process; oligosaccharide metabolic process. The coding region runs from base 414 to 1745 and encodes 443 amino acids. Gene Ontology annotation, cellular component: cytoplasm. NCBI's taxonomy places the organism in Eukaryota, Metazoa, Arthropoda, Insecta, Lepidoptera, Bombycidae.
GCGUAUUAGCUUCAGUCGCCGCUUCGCAUCGAACGCGGUCGCUCGCAUCGCUCAAUAUCCGCUCGCGUUUCAAAUUUCGAACGUCCAUUCGAAUUUUUAGUCGAAAACAAAUUUGUGACGUGAAAAUCGGUGCUGAUUUUAAUACAGUUUCGCAGUAUUCUUGAUUAUUCGUGACAAAUCCGUUGGAACGAUAACCGAACGUAUUCAACUUCGCGUGACAAUUCAACGAGACAUGCCAAUGAGUUGACAACAGCGGAACAACAGCGCGAAGAAAUAACCACAGAAAAUUGUCGAAUUAAAAUUUGUAAUAUUGCAAAACAAAAACAAAAAACUAUGUGCAUAAGUGUUCGCGGAAGAUAAUCUAUUGGUUCAUUUUUUUUUUAAUUUGUUUAUUAUUUUAUCUGUGAUACAAAAUGGCUUCGUGGAAGUUUAUCGCUGUGUCGACGGUUUGUUUGUUGGUGUUUCUGUCGGGUAACAUCUCGGGACUGGACAAUGGCUUGGUGCUGACGCCGCCCAUGGGCUGGCUGGCCUGGGAACGGUUUAGGUGUAACACCGAUUGCAAGAAUGACCCUGAAAAUUGUAUCAGCGAUCGUCUAUUCCGUACCAUGACCGAUAUCUUAGUGACCGAAGGGUAUACCGCGGCUGGAUAUGAGUACAUCAACGUGGACGACUGCUGGCUGGAGCGGGAGAGGGACGAGAGAGGUAGACUAGUGCCGGACAGAGAACGGUUCCCUUACGGAAUGAAGAGCUUAGCCGAUUAUGUACACAGCAAGGGUCUGAAAUUCGGUAUUUACGAGGACUACGGUAAUUUCACUUGCGCUGGCUACCCCGGAGUCGUCGGCCAUCUUUCCGGAGAUGCGACAACCUUCGCCUCAUGGGGCGUCGACUACGUGAAGCUGGACGGGUGCUACGCCCUGCCAACGGACAUGGAUUACGGCUACCCUGAGUUCGGGAGACAGCUCAAUCUUACUGGUCGUCAGAUGGUGUACUCCUGUAGUUGGCCCGUCUAUCAGAUCUACGCUGGUCUACAGCCAAAUUUUUCGUCAAUAAUCGAGCACUGCAAUCUGUGGCGUAACUUCGACGACAUCCAGGACUCGUGGGCCUCCGUCGAGUCUAUCAUAGACUACUAUGGAAACCACCAAGACGUCAUCGUGCCCAACGCUGGGCCGGGACACUGGAACGACCCCGACAUGUUGAUCGUCGGCAACUUUGGACUAUCGUAUGAGCAGAGCAAGACGCAGUUCGCACUAUGGGCGAUCCUGGCCGCGCCGCUGCUGAUGAGCGUCGACCUGCGCACCAUCAGGCCGGAGUACAAGGCCAUUCUGCAGAACAGGAAGAUCAUCGAGGUCGACCAGGACCCCCUCGGCAUACAAGGCAGGAGGAUCUACAAGCACCGCGGCAUCGAAAUCUGGUCCCGCCCCAUCCUGCCCAUCCAGCAGGGACAGUUCUACUCGUACGCCGUGGCCUUCGUCAACAGGAGGACAGACGGGACUCCUUCCGACGUCGCCGUCACGCUGAGGGAGCUGGGGCUCAGCAACCCCACCGGCUACAGGGUCGAGGACCUGUACGAGGACGUGGAUUACGGCGUGCUGUCGCCGCAGACGAAGAUCAAGGUCAAGGUCAACCCCUCAGGUAGUGUGGUGAUUUUGAGGGCAGACGCGCAACCGGGCUACGCUUUCAACGCGAUAACGACGCGGACUCCGUACACGCCACUCAACGACGUGUUCCGACUGACCAAGAAAUAGGUUACAGCGCUACCUAUCUCCCGCCUGCGGUACUAAAUGAAAUGACGCGUGAUUGGUUUGAUGAGUUACAGUUUUUGAUUAACAGAGAGCAGUGAUGUAAAUUAUUUUUCAGAUCCGAGUAGGUAGUGCAGUUUUCGUUUUACUUUCUAUUAACAAUUUUAAAGAACAAAUCAUUUGAAGUUUACGUGUUUUUACUUUUUUUGUUCAAUGUAAGUUUACGAUCAUUUUUUAAAUCAAUUAAAAAAUUCAAAUUUUAUUCAGAUUUUUAAAUAAAAUCAAUACGGAAUUCAGUGCAAUCGUGCAAAUAUUUAUGAAAAUUAUUGACUUAAUACAGCGCCAUCUAGAUAGCGAACGCGGUAUUUUUAUCAUGUAAAUUAAAUUACAAUUAGCGCCCUUUAUACUAACGAGUUUGAUUACAAACAAUUUUGUGAAAACUUUACCAUUCAGUGGAAACAAAAUGUUAUUUUCAUUUUAACUCUAAGGCCCAUAGCCCAGUGGCAUUUUAUAUUUCUGUCAAUCCAUAGAUCGUACAUAUAAAGCGAACAUGUAGGUAUAGCUAUACUGCCUAUUUCUGCCGCGAAACAGUUGCCGAAUUUUACUUUAAGGAGAUUAGCCGUUGAACAAUAAUAUAUUCGAAACUUUGAUCGAAUAUCCUGAGAUGGGCCACCGUGUUAACCUUGAUAAGUCCAUCCAAAGCCAAACUAUAAAUGAAUGAGUCGAACCGAUUCGAAUUUCAAAUAGAAUGCCAUUUUGAAAAAAUAAAAUAAUAUUUUUUUUGUACACUAGAAUCGACGAAUGAGUGUAUUUUUAAAAACUUGAAUGGAUUAAUCGAUAUCAGGGUGACCACCGCGGCAAUCGUAACUUGUAAAUUUUAGAGUCCAUUUUGUAAUAGUUAUUUGACAAGUUAAACGUCAAACUUCGCUUUCCCGCGCUCCGUGGCGCGACUCGACAUAGUUACCAUCGUCUAACACGUCUCUUGCCUACAAACGACAUGUUAUUUAUAUUUCAUCCUUAUAAGUGUGAACGGUUAAGGCCUAAAAAUACUAAAAUCGUAUGAGUUGAUAAAAAAAUCAGUUUGUUCAUUUUUCUAAUAUUUAUUGGCCCAUAAUUUGUCCUUAAUAAUUCACUGAUGCUUCUUAGAUAAUCUUAAAUGCGAAUAAAACGCUGAUGGCAAUAUAAUAUAGAUAAUGCAAUUAUAUUUUUUAAAUUACAUUAACUUCAUAAAUAAAAUUUUUAAACAUUUUGAAGUUCGAUGUGACAUUUAUACUUAGAUUGAAGGUUUUUUUAAUCACGCUAUUUUGAGAAAAAAUGGGAAACAAAUCAUCGACUUGUAGGUAUUUAUUUUUAAGACGAAGCAAAAAUGUUUGUUUUUUGAAAGGAGGGUGGCCAUACCAGAAAAAAAUAUAUUUUGUGGUACGAUUAGGCCUUAAUUCGUAUAAUAUUGUAAUUAUUUACUUUGCCAUUACUUCGUACCUAGAUUUUAAGAGUGUACAUUUUAGGUACCUACCCGUAAAUUUUAAGAAUUUUUAUGUAGUAAAAAUAAUAAUAAAAAUGAAUUUGAAUUUAAGUACA